Molecule: messenger RNA, 600 nt
Organism: Microthlaspi erraticum
Lineage: Eukaryota; Viridiplantae; Streptophyta; Magnoliopsida; Brassicales; Brassicaceae
Source: the annotation of a GenBank genome assembly
AUGACGAUAAAUCUCAGCACCGAAGUAGAUCGCAACCUCCUCCGCGUAUCUCGUUCACGUGCAACUACCGAUCCCGCUAUUUUCGGAUCUGAACAGUCGAACCGAGAUUCUCGUUUGACUCGUUCAAACUCAGCUUGUGGACUUGACUCCGUCGAGCUAGAGCUCGACUUCAUCUUCACAAGUAGCUCGGACAGUAAACAGCUGGAUUUGGACAAGGAUACUUGGUGGGCUCGAGUAUCCCAUCUUCUUUUUCCCGAAAACCUCUUCUUCUACGAUGCAUUCCGCCGAGGGAAAGAGAGUGUCGCCGACGGAAAGUACGGGCCACACGCAAAGUCGAAACUAGACGAAGAAGGCCUAGUGAAUUUCCGACGUGAGUAUAACAUUCCCGACGAGAUCGAACUCGUGCUCCCGACGGAGUCAGAAGGCCUUGAGCAUGUCUUUUGGAGCAUUCUGGAGCAUAUGGGACAAGGAGCAUGGAGGGACUUGGCACAUGGACGCAGCUCAACUGGAAGCCAUCUUGAAGACCAGCUCGACCGUCUACUCGACCAACCGGUCGAGUUCCUCAACUCGACCGGCCAAGCUUCAACUCGAUCGAGCUGA